Molecule: messenger RNA, 1436 nt
Organism: Thamnophis elegans (Western terrestrial garter snake)
Lineage: Eukaryota; Metazoa; Chordata; Lepidosauria; Squamata; Natricidae
Gene: ATP6V0C
Product: ATPase H+ transporting V0 subunit c
Biological process (GO): proton transmembrane transport
Cellular component (GO): proton-transporting V-type ATPase, V0 domain
Molecular function (GO): proton-transporting ATPase activity, rotational mechanism
Source: RefSeq, a predicted model, not a curated record
GCCGCCAUUUUGUUCUGCGGCGCCUGGGUAUUUAGAGGCAGCGGCGGGCGCAGCGGAGAACCGUCCGCGCAGGAACGCCGUUGUGUCGACACCGCCGCCCAAGGCCGCUGACGCCGCCCCGCCAUCUUGCCUCCUUCCCCCGGCGGCGCAGCGAGGGCCGGAAGAGCCGGAGUAGAAGCGUCAGCCCGACCCCGCCGCUCAGCAGCAGCAGCAGCAGCAACAGCAACCACCGUCCUCUUCCUCGCCCCCCUCACCCGGCUCCGCCAUGGUCGCUGCUCCGGCCGGACCCGAGUACUCCCCCUUCUUCGCCGUCAUGGGCGCCUCGGCCGCCAUGAUCUUCAGCGCCUUGGGUGCCGCCUACGGCACAGCGAAAAGCGGCACGGGCAUUGCUGCCAUGUCGGUCAUGAGGCCAGAGCUGAUCAUGAAGUCCAUCAUCCCUGUGGUCAUGGCGGGUAUCAUAGCAAUCUAUGGCUUGGUAGUGGCGGUCCUGAUUUCCAGCUCUGUGUCGUAUGACAUGUCGCUAUUCAAAAGUUCUUCUUCAGCUGGCGCUGGACUGAGCGUAGGCCUCAGCGGUUUGGCCGCUGGUUUUGCCAUUGGCAUCGUGGGUGACGCAGGCGUCCGGGGGACGGCGCAGCAGCGGUUAUUUGUGGGCAUGAUCCUGAUCUUGAUCUGCGAAGUCUUGGGGCUGUACGGCCUCAUCGUUGGCCUCAUCCUUUCCACAAAAGGGUAACGGCUGCAGAGCACGAUGGAAAAAAACAAAACAAACUUAAAAAGUUCCAGAAUUUGAAAAAAAAAAUAUGGUCUCCACAAUGUGUACAGUUGUCAUCAGUUUGGUAGUUGAUCUCUUGUAAAUUUUGCGCAAUGUAUGUGACUUGUCUGUCUUCUGUGUACUUCGAUAUGAAAAGCAACGGGGGGUCCUGCCACAAGCCUUUUCCCACAAGGCUUGGAGCGGGGAAAGCUCCUUUGCUGUUUUCCAUCCAUUUUUGCCAUUAGAGUCCUUAUGUAUAAUAUAAACUAGAACAUGGUAGCUUCCCCCCUUCUCUCUCUCCAUUGGAUGUUUUAUUUAUAUAGACUUGACAUGUUCAUACAUAAUGGAACAAGAGUUUUCAAUUUUACAUGCUCUCUCUCCUCUACACACACACAGGUAUAUAAAUAUAUAUUAAUCUCAUGCAUAGAUAGAUUACUACACUGUGGGGUUAACUGUAAGUGCAGAGAAAUCCUUGGAUGUAAUUUGAUUCUCAAUGAUUGCUGUCGUGUCCUGGUAUCAGAGUGUUGAGACUGUUUGUGUUUAUACAGAUAACAGCAAAAAAACGUCUGAGACACUCCUGUGUUCCCAAGUAGUAAAACUGUAUGCUCUGGCAUCCAAAAGUUGUGCAGCCAAUGUUGGAUUUUGCAGUAAUACGUUUCCAGGUAAUAAAAAAAUUUCCUCCACUGUA